AUGGUCUUCCGUCUCAGGCUGGUGCGCCCAUGGCGUUGGAGCCCAGCAGAGUUGACCAGGGUGAUCACGGACGUGCAGGUGGCCAUCUUGGCCAACAUGCUGGGCGUGUCGCUCUUUUUUCUUGUUGUUCUCUAUGACUACGUGGCCGUCAACAAUCCCAAGAAGCAGGAAUGAAAGUGGUGCUUUCUCCGCCCCAGGGUUCCAGGACAUA
Molecule: messenger RNA, 211 nt
Organism: Nycticebus coucang (slow loris)
Lineage: Eukaryota; Metazoa; Chordata; Mammalia; Primates; Lorisidae
Product: dolichyl-diphosphooligosaccharide--protein glycosyltransferase subunit 4-like
Exons: 1
Coding region: 1-174 (57 amino acids)
Cellular component (GO): oligosaccharyltransferase complex
Source: RefSeq, a predicted model, not a curated record